This is a messenger RNA of Vigna unguiculata (cowpea), 1696 nucleotides long. Its product is annotated as S-adenosyl-L-methionine-dependent methyltransferases superfamily protein. Gene Ontology annotation, biological process: rRNA base methylation. The record is from RefSeq and is a predicted model, not a curated record. Lineage: Eukaryota; Viridiplantae; Streptophyta; Magnoliopsida; Fabales; Fabaceae. Gene Ontology annotation, cellular component: nucleolus. Gene Ontology annotation, molecular function: RNA methyltransferase activity.
AAGAAGAGUGUGGGACAAAAAGUUUGGUUUAUCGUGUAAAUUAAGUGCAAUGCAAAGACAAAAGACAAAACCCCUAAACCCUGGGAAUGAAGAAGACGAAGAAGAAUGUGGAAGAAAAUGGGGGAGGAAAGUUCAGGGGUGCCGAGAGGUCUGCGUAUUUCGCACGCAGAGAGGCAGCGAAGGUGCUGAGAGUUGUUCUCGAAGGAGACGCUAAGCGCCGCGCUCUUGCCUCCAUCAAAUCCCUCAUCUAUCAACCUUCCGUUAGGAACAAGAAGGCCACCUUCGCCCUCCUUUGUGAAACCCUAAAACAUCUUCCUAUCAUCAAGGAUGUCUUGGAAGCUGCUUCCAUUCUCAAUACCAAGUGGAAGAGACAACAAGAAUUGGUUUAUAUCAUUGUCUAUGAUAUCCUUUUCGGCCAGGCGGUUUCACUAGUUGGUGAUGCAGAGAAGUACCUUAUGCGACACGAAGGCGCCCUGCGUUCGUCUCUUAAACAGCUUUUGUUACAGAGAAAUGUGAAGACUGUUAAGCAGUUGAUUGCUCUGCAUGAAAUUCCGGAUGUUUCUGUACCUCGGUAUGUUCGUGUGAAUACGCUUAAAUUGGAUGUUGAUUCUGCCUUGCUCGAACUUCAGAAAAAUUACUCGGUUCAAAAAGAUAAUCUGCUGGCUGAGUUACUGAUACUCCCACCAGGUACUGAUUUACAUGAUCACCCUCUAGUAAAAAAUGGCAGUAUCUUUAUGCAAGGUAAGGCAAGUUCCAUGGCAGCACCAGCUCUUAGCCCUCAACCAGGAUGGGAGGUUAUCGAUGCGUGUGCAGCACCGGGAAACAAAACUAUUCACCUUGCUGCCCUUAUGAAGAGUAGGGGAAAGAUUGUAGCAUGUGAGCUGAAAAAAGAAAGAGUUAAGCGAUUGAAAGACACUAUAAAGCUAUCUGGGGCAUCUAACAUACAAGUCCUGAAUGAGGAUUUCUUGAACAUAAAUCCCAAGGAUCCUUCAUAUUCUAAGGUGAACGCUAUUCUCUUGGAUCCUUCCUGCUCUGGUUCUGGUACUUCUGCCUCAAGACUAGACCAUCUGCUCCCAUCUAAAACAGCAGGUCAGGAUACUGAUAUGGAAAGAUUGAGUAAGCUUGCAACUUUCCAGAGAAAGGCUCUUGAGCAUGCUUUACUUUUUCCUGCUCUUGAAAGAGUUGUCUAUAGUACAUGUUCAAUCAACCAAAUUGAGAAUGAAGAUGUCAUCAAAUCUGUUCUUCCCAUUGCCGAAUCAUAUGGAUUUCAAUUGGCGAAGCCCUUCCCCGAGUGGCAAUGCCGUGGUCUUCCGGUGUUUGAAGGCUCUGAAUGCCUGAUUCGGACAGAUCCUGCCGAGCAUGGCGAGGGUUUCUUCAUUGCUUUGUUUGUUAGGAAAGCUGCGAUAUCUUCGGAGUGUUCAAAUAAAAACGAAACUAGAAGUUUCCGUAACACUUCCGUAAUUAAAAACGCGCAAAGAAAGAAGAAACGUAUGCCGUUUAUUGGCACUAAUCCAUUCAAAAUGUGGUUAUAUGAUCAAGUGAUGUAGCUUCCGAAGGUGACCAAGAUAGAAUUAGAGUUGUCAAAUGGUUUAAAUUUAUUUUUUAAUUCAAAACAGUGUAUUUUAAAAUUAUUUUGACGGCAUUUGCCCAUUUUGCUACAUACCUGCAUAUUAGUUAAUAUUGAUUGAGUUUUGUC